Chlorella variabilis is the source of this 9894-nucleotide messenger RNA. RefSeq lists its product as hypothetical. Gene Ontology annotation, biological process: rRNA processing; ribosomal large subunit assembly. Lineage: Eukaryota; Viridiplantae; Chlorophyta; Trebouxiophyceae; Chlorellales; Chlorellaceae. The record is from RefSeq and is a predicted model, not a curated record. Gene Ontology annotation, cellular component: preribosome, large subunit precursor. Bases 1 to 9894 code for a protein of 3297 amino acids. The transcript has 34 exons.
AUGGUUUCGGGCGUGCUGGCGCACCCCCUGGCAGCAGCAGCUGCCGCCCUUCAACAGCAGCUGGCGGCUGCGGUACAGCUGCCAGAAGCCGACCGCGCUUUCCUGCCGCUGGAUGCGGCAGGUGCGCAGCAGCUGCAGCCGUACAUGCUGGCAGCAGGGCUGAGAGCCGACGGCGACGCCAGCAGUGCUAGCGCCAGCCUGCAGCAGCUGUGGCAGCAGGUGAUGGAGGUCAGUGGCAAGGUGGCCGCGCUGUGGCAUGCUGUGCACGCAGCCGUGGAGCUGCGCUCGGUGGCGGCAGCGGCAGACGAGGCGGUGGCGGACGGCAGCGCCACGCUGCUGCAGCUCUCGUGCUGGCGGCACCAGCGACCCAAGGAGCGGGCGCGCAAGGCAGCAGUACAUCCCACCGUGGACUGGCUGUACGCUGUACUGCUGGCGGUACAGAUGCUGGAGGAGGCGCUGCUGGUGCCUGGCAGCGCCCAGUACUCAGGCCCGCCCUGGGGCAGCGGCGUGGCCAACAAGCUGCGUGCUGCCCAGCAGUGGCGCUGGGCGCUGCUGCGUGCUCUGCACCACGAGUGCGAGUCCCGGCAGCCGGCAGCGCUGCCGCAUCACUACGAGCAGCUGCUGUUUGGCUGGAUGCGCCUGCGUAAGGCAGUGGCGGCGCUGCUCGCGGCAGCUGGAGCGCGGGAUGAGGCUCGUGAGCAGGAGGGUGGAUGGGCGGAUGCACGUCAGCGCUGGGCGGCAGCUGCGGAGCAGCUGGACGUUGCGGCCGGCAUCGCUGCUGGCGCCCCACCUCCCAAGCCGCUGCUGUGGAAGCACGGCGGCCGGCCGCUGCUGCCGCGCUCAGAGGCUCUCAGCACUGCCUACUGCCAGCUGCUGGCGCUCUGUGAUGCCAGCAGGGUGGGUGUGGACGGCUUUGCGGCGGACCACCGUGGCCAGCCGGCAGCCCUGUCUGCUGCUGGCAUCCACCUGCCUCUGCUGGAUCUGGAGAUCGCCGAGCAGGAGCUGCAGCCGCCGCCGCAGCAGCCGCAGCAGCGGCUGGGGGCAGAGGAGCGCAGCCUAGUGGCGGCUGCUGCGGCGGCAGAGGUGGCAGCAGACCCAGCUGUGCGGGGUGCGCUGCUGGAGGGGCUGUGCCUGUUUGUGUCUGGCGCACUGCUUGCCCAGCCGCCGGGGCAGCCGGUGCCAGCUGAUGGCUCCAGCGAGGAGGCGCAGCUGGAGGCGGUGCUGCCGCUGCUGCGAGGCAAGGUCCAGCAGCGGGCAGAGGCGGCGGCAGCGGCGGCAGCGGCCCUGCUGCAGACGCGCGUGGCCCUGCCUGCGCUUGGGGAGGAGGACGAUGAUGAAGACAUGGACGGUCUGGCUGCUGCGGGCGACGGCGGGGCCAGGGGAGAGCAGCGGGGCGUGCUGGUGCCUGUGGCACUGCUGACCUCUGGCGACGAGCCGGAUGGUGCCGGGCUGCUGCCCACCGCUCUGCCAGCAGAGCUGCUGCAGUUCCCAAGCUGUCGCCAGCUGCAGCUGCAGCUGCUGGCCCUCCAGGAUGCGCAGCUCAGCCGCAGCCAGCUGCAGCUGCUGGCUACAGGCGGCCUGCUGCGCCUGCUGCUGCUGGGCCAGGGCAGCAGCACAGUGGAGCAGCAGCAGGCGACCCCCGCCACCCUGCCUGGCACCUUGCGCCGGCUGGUGGCAGCCAUGAGCGGCAGCGGUGCCAGCAGCGUGGCCGACACGGCCUCCUACCAGCUGCUGCUCUGGCUGCUGGAAGCGGAGCAGCAGCAGCCUGGGGCUAGCGCUGGCGAGUGGCAGCAGCUGCUGCGGCGCUCGCUGGUUCAUGAGACGUGGUGGCGAUGGCAGCAGGGCCUGUGGAGUGGUGCUGCCGCUGCGCUGCCAGCCACGCAUGCCGGUGCUGUGGCAGCGACGGUGCAGCAGCAGUGGGCGGCGGCGGCAGCGGGCCCGCUGCGCAUGCACAUUGGUGCGGGUACAGUGCUGGCCAGCGCUGUGACUGUGGGCCCGGCCACCCUGAUAGCAGACCGCUCAGCCCGCCUGCUGCAGCUGAAGUUUGCUGCUCGGCAGCUGCGCACAGCCGCGGCAGCCGGCGAGGGCAGCAGCACGCAGCAGCCGUCUGCGGCAGCGGCAGCAGAGUGGGCGGCAGCAGCGGCGACAGCAGCUGCCACCAUUGCCGCCCAUCUGCCCAGCGUCCCCGCCCAGCAUCAGCGCCUGCAGGUGGAGGCCGCACUCGGCUGGCUGGCAGGAGAGCGCUGCACAGCCCCUGCUGCUGCCCAAGCGCAGCAGCAGGCACAGCAGGAUGCCCAGCUGCUGGCGCUGGUCGGCGACGCUCUGGCCAGCAGCAGCCACCCUGUGCUCCGGGAUCUGCUGCAGCCCGUGCUGCUGCCUGCCCUGGAGGGUCUGCUGAAUGGGAUCAUCGCAGCGCCAACCAUGAGCACCCAAGAGGGCCUGCUGGCACGCGGCCGCGUGUGGGCUCUGCUGGCCCUCCUGCGCCUGCACCUGCUGCUGCCCCCUGUGGGCGCCGACCCGGCAGCCAAGUACGGCUUGGUGCGGCAGCACACGCUGAGCCUGCUGCGGUGCCAGGUGGAGCCUGAGCUGGCGGUGCGGAGGCAGCAUGCAGCCUUGCCAGGUGGCCCCGACGAGUCGGCACGCAUUGCUGAGCUGGAGGCACGCUGCCAGGAGCUGGAGCAGGCGGCAGAGCGGCUGCAGAGGCGCAGCACGCCCCGCCCCACGCCCCCGCAGUACCUCACACUGCGUGAUGACGUGGCACGAUUCACGGCCAGCUUUGGCUCCGUGCCGCGCGUGCUGGGGACCUUUAGUUCUAACGCCGAGGAGGCCGCUGCCGGUGCGACCCAGGCGGCUGUGUGGCAGCAGAAUGCGGCGGCGUGGGCAGAGCGACUGGGUCGCCAGUAUCCUCUGUACCGUGAUGUGGCACAGCCGAUACAGUUGGCAGUACAGGAGCUGCGGUACGGCCUGGCGCUGAUGGCUGGCAGCACCGCCUUGGCAGAAGCUGCCCCAGCCAGCCAGCUGGCCCCAGUGCUGGCCCGUCUCAUGGCGUUCCCUCGUGCUGCUGCUGCUGCUUCUGGCAACGGUUUCCCUGCGGCGGUCCAGCUGGACAGCCCAGCUGUUCAGCAAGCAGUGGCGGAUGCUGCAGCAGCUGCGGCGUCGGAGGCCCGCAGCCAAGCUGCUGCUGCUGCUGCCAUUGCGCCAGGCGGCGACGUGGCAGAGCAGGCAAAGCGUGGCGCAUAUGCCGCUUCCAUGUCGGCCCGCCUGCAGCUGCUGCGGUGCUCGCUCAGCGCUGCCGCCAGGGAUGCCGAAGCGGCACGGCUGGGCUCUGGCGGCGGCGCUGGGGCCCAAGCCUCUGCUGCCGCGGUGGCAGCUGCGCAGCAGCGGCUGCAUGCCAUCUUUGGCGAGUUUGUGGGGGCGUGGGAGGAUGUGAAGGCGGAGGAGGAGCGGCGCGCGGCGGCAGAGGCGGAGGUGUUCAAGCACAAGGCUCGCUCCACCGACAUUGCCAGCGAGGAGCAGGAGGACGAGGAGGAUUACCAGCGCCGCUUCCCCGACCAGUUCGCUCACUUUGCUGACCUGGCGCCAGACGAGCAGCCCGACACGCUGGCAGGCGCCAGCGAGGCGGCCGCUGCGGGCGCCGUGGCCGCCGCUGCGGCAGCUGCUUCCGGCCGGCAGCAGGACAGGGAAGAGCAGCUGCAGGGGGCCGCCGUGCUGUCGGUCAGGGAGCUUGUGCUGGGGGGUGUUCUGCAGGAGCUGGUGGCAGUGCAUGCCUCCAGCUUUGGCAGCCCCUCGAGCGAGGCACCGGCAGAUGGCGCAGGCAGGCAUGGCACCAACACCCCGGCAGCAGACUUCCUGCGCUCUUAUGAGCUGGGGGUGCAGCUGCUGCGUGCGGCGGGGCUGGUGGUCCCGGCAGGCGUGGACGCCGCCACCGGCACCGGCCACCUGUACGCCGCCUGCUGCCGCUUCCGCCAGCUGGCGCAGCCGGCGCCCGCCAGGCUGGAUACGGGCGCCACCGCGGGGGUGGACAUCCAGGCGGCCUGCGUGGAGGAGGCUGUGCUGGUGCAGCAGCCGGCGCUGGCCCUGCGCCACCGCCUGUGCCAGCUGCUGGAGGAGUGGCCUGAGCACCCGGGACUGCUGCAGGCGAGCAGCUGCAGCCCCCAGCCCCCAGACUGCCCUGCCCUGUCUGCUGUGAUUGACCGGCUGCUGAGCAUGCCGGUCACCGCGCCGCUCAAGGCGAUGCUGACGGGCGUGGAGCUGCUUCUGGCCAAGGCGCAGCAGUGGGAGGAGACAGCCGCCCGCCACGUGUCGCUGGCCCCCCAGCUGGCCCCGCUGUCGGCGCUGGCCACGCGCUGGCGCCGGCUGGAGCUGGGGGCGUGGCGGGGGCUGCUGGACUCCACACGGGAGCGCGCCGCGGCAGUGGCGCAUCAGGCCUGGUUCCACCUGUACCGCAUCCUGCUGACCGCUGAUGACCUGGCGGCUGCUGAUGUGGCGCCCACUGUUGAGCAGUUCAUGCAGGCAAGUUCCUCCCCUCUGGGCGAGUUUGGCUCACGCCUGGCGCUGCUGGAAGCCUUCCGCCGCCAGCUGGCCGCCAUGUCAGCGUCCGGAAGUGCCAGCUCAGCACCGGUGCCACCAGACGACGGUCCUGCACAUCAUGGUGGUCAGGAGCAGCAGCAGCGGCGCUGGCGCCAGCUCAGCGCCGUGCUAUUCAAUGUGGUGCGCUACUACCGCCAGUUUGAGGCUGCGGUGCAGCGCCAGGUGGCGGCAGGGAUGGCGGAGCUGGAGAAGGCGCUGCAGGACUUUGUGGCUCUGGCCAAGUGGGAGGACCGUGGCUACUAUGCGCUCAGGGUGAGCAACGAGAAGGCGCAGCGCCAGCUGCACCGCCUCACCCGCCGGGCCAGCCAGCUUCUGCGCGAGCCUGCCACGGCGGCUCUGGCGGCGGCCGCCAAGGCCAUGGGCUUCGCGGACCUGCAGCUGCAGCAGCAGGAGCAGCAGGCAGCGCAGGCCGAAGCCGCGGCAGCCGCGGCGGGGGCGGCGGGCAAGAAGCGCCGGAGGAGCAAGAAGGCUGCCGAGGCGGCUGCGGUGGCUGCCGAGGCGGCAGCAGAGGCUGAGCGCGGCCUCGCCGAACCGGUGGUGGCAGCUGCCGCCAUGGCUGCUGCCAGCACCGCAGCUGUGCAGCAGCUGGCCAGCGCCGGCAUCCAGCAGGAGUCGGCGGCUGCCCCAGCAGUGGUUGCGGGCAGCAAGUAUGCCGGGCAGCUGCCGCGCCUGACGCGCCGCUUUGCAGAGGUGGCCGCCUCGGCGGUGGGCUCUGAGGAUGCUGCCGCGGGCGCUGCCGCCGUGGACGACUUGGCGGGGGAGGCAGCCGGGCGCGCUUUGGAGCUACGCACCGAUGUGGCAAAGGGCGCAAAGGCACGCAAGAAGAAGGCUCUUACUGACCUGUUCCGGGCGCUAGCGGCGGCGGGGGUGAGCCGGCGCCGCACGGCGGUGCCUGCCGCCCAGCGCGGCAGCCAGGCCUGGUUUGUGCAGCAGGCCGCCGACCCGGCGCCGCUGCUGGGAGCAGCUCCGGGUGACUCGUCAGGCCCAGCAACAGGCGGGGCGCUGGCGGCGGCGUGGCCGGGGCAGGAGCAGCAGGCUGCUGCGGCACAGCGGUGCUGGGCAAAGGCGGAUCGCUACUACUUUGCCAGCAUGGCGCGGCUGCAGAGGCUGUGGGAGGCGGCCAAGCAGCCGCAUGGCGACCUGUCUGGCGCGGAGGUGGAGGGCAGCGUGCGCAGCGUGGAGCACCUGCUGUGGCUGACGCAGCGCACCAGGUCCACGCUGGGCACGCUGAGCGACAGCUACCGCCAGCUCAGCACGCUGCACGCAGCCCUGAGUGCACUGGCCGCCGGCGGUGAUGCCGGCAGCCCCGAGGAGCGGCAGGGAGCAGAGGGAGGGUCAGCCCUGGUGCCUCCGCAGGAGCGAUGCGGGGCAUGGUACCAGGCGCAGCGGCGCACGCUGGCCUUGCUGUUGCAUCAGGCAGAAGAGACUGCUGAGCUGCUGGCGGCGGCAGCUGCCACCGAGACGGCGGCUGCGCCGCGCAAGCAGCUGCAGCAGGGCGGGCAGCAGGCGGCCGCAGCCGCAGCAGCGGUGCGUGGGUGCGCCAACCGGCUGGCGGCUGCAACCCAAGGCGCGGUGGCGCUGCCGGCUGGUGGUGACCCAGUUGGACGUCUGUUCUUGCCAGGCAGCGUGCUGGCAGCCCUGCAGGCCAAUGCAGCGGCACUGCGGUCGCUUCACCAGGAUCUGGAGGCAGCCACGGCGACGCAGGCAGAGCAGCUGCCUGGCUGGUCUGGCCUGACUGCCGCUGUGGCGGAGGCUGCGCGCCAGUCGGCCGCCGCCGGCGCAGAGCUGCACUCUGGCACAUCAGUCUCUGCUUCAGUGCCAGCCGAACAGCAGCUGGCUGAGCAUCUGGAGUCAGCGGUAGCAGCUGCUCUGAUCUGGGCACAGAACGCCAGGCCAGCGGCAGCGGCAGCCGAGAGCUAUGUGCAGCAGGAGGCAGAGGAGGCGGAAGCGGAGGUGGAGCAGGUGCCGCUGCCUGAGCUGGUGCAGCGGUUGGAGCAGCGCCUGUGCCUGCACAAGGCCGAAGAGCUGUCCUCCCACACGGCGGCGGUUCUGGCGGCAGUGGCUGCCGCCAGCGACCUGCCUCCCAGCGCUGCUGCCCGCGAGAAGCUGGCGCAGCUGGCGGGAGCCGCGGCGGGCCUGGCGCCGCUGCUGGGCCUGCUGCUGUGUGCGCUGCGCCAGCUGGGCCUGCAGUACCUGGCGGUACACAAGGCGGCUGCCAAGCUGUGCUACAUCUCCGCCUCCCUCUUUGCCGGCGUGGUGCAAGAGGGCUUCUGCAUGCCGGAGGGGACCGAAGGCGAGGCGGAGGAGGGAGGCGAUGGUAAGACCAUUGACGGCACCGGGCUGGGCGAGGGCGACACCACCGGCGCCAAGGACAUCUCAAACGAGCUGGAAGACCAGGACCAGCUGCUGGGGGCCAAGCAGAAGGACGCAGAGGAGCAACAGAAGGAGCAGGAGGAGAAGCUGGGCCCGCAGGAGGAACAGAAGCAGCAGCAGGGAGUGGAGAUGGAUGACGACUUUGAGGGCGCUCUGGAGGAUGUGCAGCAGGAUGAGCAGCAGUCCGGUGGUGAGUCUGGUGACGAAGAGGAAGGAGAGGAGCGGGUGGAUCAGCAGAUGGGCGAGGCGGGGCCGGAGGGUGAGGAUGUGGAUGAGCGGCUGUGGAACGAGGAAGACAAGGAGCAGGAGCAGCAGGGCCAGGAGCAGGAGGGCGCCGAUGACCGCUCGCUGCAGGUUGGGGACAAGUCCCAGCUGGAUUAUGCAGCGGGCGGCGAGGAGGACGAGGAGCAGGCGCAGGAGGAUGAGGGGAAGGAGGGGCAGCAGCCGCAGGCUCAAGAGGGAGGGGCGGAGGAGGAGCAGCCGCAGCCGCAGGCCGGCGUCGAGGAGGAGCAGGAGGAGGAGGAGGCUGGGGACUAUCAGGACAGGCCCGAGGACCGUGGGCAUGUGCAGCCCGAGGGCGCGGAGCCGGACUUUGAGCUGCCCGAGGAUCUCAACCUGGAUGGCGGCGAGGAGGGCGCCGGCGAGCAGGAGGAGGAGGAGCAGGCUGGCGACAUGGAUGCCGAGGAGCAGCAGCAGCCUCAGGAGCAGGGCGGCACAUUCCCAGAGCAGCAGCAGGCCGAGGAGGAGCGGCAGGGAGAGGAGGGGCCGGCAGCAGACGAGGACAUGGAGGAGGCAGCGGGUGGCGGUGGCGACGGCGAGGAGCAGCAGCAGCCUGAGGCAGAGGCGGGGCAGCUGCAGGCGGGUGAGGCUGAGGGCAUGGAUGCCGAGGAGGAGCAGGAGGAGGAGGAGGAGGAGCAGGAAGGGCCGGUGGCGCCAGAUGUGUCCAAGGCAGACGGCGAGGAGCAGCAGCAGGAGGAGCAGCAGCAGGCAGAGGCGGGGCCGCUGGGCCUCCCUUCUGCUGCUGCCGCUGCCGCCGCCGCCGAUCGAGGCACCGGAGCUGCGGAGCAGCAGGAGGAGGAGCAGCAGCAGGAGCAGCAGGAGCACGCGAGCGCCCAAGAAGCAGCAACAGCAGCACCUGCCAGCGGAGCAGAGCCUCCGCCGGACGCAUCCGGCAGUGCUGUCGGCGCCUCGGAUGGUCUGCAAGACGACCCGGCCGCCUCUGCUGCUGCCGCCGCUGGCCGCCACCAGCAGCAGCGGCAGAAGCAGGCGCAGCAGCCCCAGUCGGAUGCCAACCCCUUCCGCAACCUAGGCAACGCCAUGGAGCGCUGGCGCGCUCGCCUCAACAUUGCGGCGGAUGCCCCCGAGCAGCAGCAGCCCGGCCAGGAGGCAGAGGCUGCGGCUGCUGAGCAGAUGGAGGCUGAGCAGCAGCAGACUGAAGAAGCCGCCGCAGCCGCAGAGUACCGCUUCCUGGGGCAGCAGGAGCAGCAGCAGGCGGGCGAUGCGCAGGCGCUGGCCCCGGCCACAGAGGACCAGGCAGCUGCGCAGCGGCCGCAGCAGGACGAGGAGCAGGCCGGCGAGGGCGGCGGCAAUGAUGUGGCUGCUGGGGAGGAGGAGCGGGGCGAGGAUGAGGAGGCGAUGGACGCCGAUGAGAAGCUGCGGGGCGACCAGCAGCAGCAGCAGCAGCUGAUGAGCGGGACGGCCAACUGGGGCGCUGGCGCGGACCGCAAGGCGGGGCUCGAGGCGGGGGAUGGGGCGCAGGAUGAGGCGCAGCAGGAGCAGGAUGGGGUGGGUGAGGAGGCUGAGGAGCGGCAGCAGGAGGGCGAGGGAGUGGAUGGCGAGGCUGGACAGCAGGCGGCAGAUGAGAGCUACGUGGCGGCGCGCCUGCUGGCAGCCAGCCUGGAGGACGGCGCCCCCGCGGAGGAGUGGGCUCUGGCCGGGCUGAGCGAGGAGGCGGCGGCUGCGCUGCGGGAGCAGCUGGAUGCGCGCCUGCAAGGCGCCAGCGAGGGCUCCGCGCCGCUGCCCGACGCCGCGGCGGAGGCGCACGGGCGGGAGGUGUGGGCGCGGUGCGAGGCGCUGACGGCGGGGCUGGUGGGUGAGCUGGCGGAGCAGCUGCGCCUGAUCCUGGAGCCCACCCUGGCCAGCCGGCUGGCGGGGGACUACCGCUCCGGCAAGCGCAUCAACAUGAAGAAGGUGAUUGGCUACAUCGCCAGCCACUUCCGCAAGGACAAGAUCUGGAUGCGGCGCACGCGGCCCGACAAGCGCAAGUAUCAGGUGGUGGUGGCUGUGGACGACUCCCGCUCCAUGGCGGAGACGGGGUGCGGCGGCUUUGCCCUGGAGGCGCUCACGCUCAUCUGCCGAGCCAUGGCGCGCCUGGAGGUGGGCGAGCUGGGCGUGGUCAGCUUUGGCGGCGGCGGCGGCGCCGUGCCGCUGCACCCGCUGGACCGCCCCUUCACCGACGCAGACGGCGUGCGGAUGCGUUUCGACCAGGACAACACGCUGAGCGACCGCCCCAUGGUGGACGUCAUCACCAGCCUGGACCACAUGCUGGCCACGGCGGCCGCGCGCGCCGGCGCCAGCACCGCCGGCGCCUCGCUGCAGCAGCUGGUGCUCAUCAUCGCAGACGGCAGGUUCCACGAAAAGGAGAGCCUGCGUCGCAUUGUGCGUGCGGCAGCGGACAAGCCGGGCGUGCUGUACGCAUUCAUCGUGCUGGACAACCCCGCCGCGGCCGCUACCGCCAGCGCCGGCGUCUCUGGCUCGAUCCUGGACAUGCAGACUGUGAGCUUUGUGGGCGGCAAGCCCGUUUUUGCGCGCUACAUGGACUCCUUCCCCUUCCCGUUCUACAUCGUGCUGCGCGACACAGCCGCGCUGCCGCGCACGCUGGCCGACCUCAUGCGCCAGUGGUUUGAGCUGAGCAGCCACGGCAACGGCUGA